Messenger RNA from Vicia villosa (hairy vetch), 339 nucleotides. RefSeq lists its product as uncharacterized. The record is from RefSeq and is a predicted model, not a curated record. The transcript is spliced from 2 exons. NCBI's taxonomy places the organism in Eukaryota, Viridiplantae, Streptophyta, Magnoliopsida, Fabales, Fabaceae. Bases 1 to 339 code for a protein of 112 amino acids.
AUGAGUGAAUGUCAAAAUAGACAUAACUGGAAAAAUUGGAAGGAUGCAAUAGAUACUGAGUUAAAUCCUCUUAAAAAUCGAAAAGUAUUUGGCCAUAUUAUGGCUACACCGAAAUAUGUGAAACCGGUCGGGUAUAAAUGGGUUUUUUUUGUAAGAAAACGAAAUGAGAAAAAUGUGAUUGUCAAAUACAAAGCUCUUCUCGUUGCAAAAGUAUUUAACAAUCUUGAUAUUUAUCUUAUGGAUGUUGUUACUGCUUAUUUAUAUGGAUCACUUGAUACUGAUAUAUACAUGAAAAUCCCAGAAGGAUUUAAAAUGCCUGAGACAUCAAAACCUAGAUAA